Morus notabilis is the source of this 633-nucleotide messenger RNA. Its product is annotated as putative lipid-binding protein At4g00165. The record is from RefSeq and is a predicted model, not a curated record. NCBI's taxonomy places the organism in Eukaryota, Viridiplantae, Streptophyta, Magnoliopsida, Rosales, Moraceae. The transcript has a single exon. Bases 1 to 405 code for a protein of 134 amino acids.
AUGGGCAGUAUUAACCGUUCCAGGGUUUUUGUAGCAGUUCUCAUUGUGUCUAACCUUGUGUUCUUCACUUGUGUCUCCUCUAAUAACGUUCCAUGCCCUCCAAAGGGUACUACUCCUCCACCCGCCAAUGCGCCUAAGAAGCAAGGCAAGUGCCCUAUAGACACCCUCAAGUUUGGCGUUUGUGGAAGCUGGCUCGGGGUGGUCACCGAGGUCAUUGGGGCUAAACCUAGUGAGGAAUGUUGUUCCCUUAUAAAGGGCCUUGCAGAUCUUGAAGCUGCAUUCUGUUUAUGCACUGCCAUUAAGGCCAAUGUUCUUGGGGUUGUCAAGCUCAAUGUGCCCAUUGCUUUAAGUUUGCUAGUUAACUCCUGUGGGAAGAAGGUUCCUCAAGGAUUUGUCUGUGGUUGAUUAGAAAUUAUGUCUCUCCUCAAAUGUGAUUUAAGUGUGUGUAUUUGUGUUUGUUUUUUUGGCUAGAAUUGUACUUCAGUUGUUUGUCUAUGAAAUAAAGCUAGUUAGCUUGAUUUGUGUAGCUUAGACCAGUCCAUGCAUUUGUUGCACGACAAUUAAUGAUGUUAAACUCUUAUUUUUAGGUUGAUAUAUGACCAAGAAUUAGGGGUGUUACUUUCAUUUUAUUUU